Molecule: messenger RNA, 1272 nt
Organism: Thermochaetoides thermophila DSM 1495
Lineage: Eukaryota; Fungi; Ascomycota; Sordariomycetes; Sordariales; Chaetomiaceae
Exons: 1
Coding region: 1-1272 (423 amino acids)
Source: RefSeq, a predicted model, not a curated record
AUGGGUGACAAGUCCAAGAAAAAGGCCAAUGAGCUGAAGCUCGACAAUGCGGCCGCCUCUGCUGCCAUAAAUGAGGGCAAGAUCGCGAAAGACAAAAAGAAAAGGUCGAAGAAACCCGACAGCAAGAACACGGCUGUUGAGGCUGAAGUUCCUGUUUCAGUCGAGACCGCCAAGACCACCGAGAACCAGGCCAAUGGAAACGAAAAGAAAUCCAAAAAGGAGAAGGAGCGCAAGCGCAAGCAUGAGGGCGAUGAGACUGUUGCACAGCCCAAGACAGCUGCCGCACAGAAUGAGCAUACUGUAAAGGUCGACGAGGCUGAGCGCCCCCAGAAGAAAGCGAAGGACGAGCAUUCGAGCAAGCGUAGUGAGAAGUCCGACAAGAAGAAAAAGAAUAGCAAGAAGGGCAUCGAUACCAAGACUCAGGCCGACAGCAAGAAGGCCGAGCCGAGCGAGGCUGUCUCUAAGAACGAUGAUGCUUCUGCUUCCAAAGAGAAUGAGAAGGUUGAAGUCAAGACGAAGUCCAAAGACAAAAAGAACAAGAAGGACAAGAAGAGCAAGAGCAAGGAGCAGGCUCAGAACACAGAGGAUGUGGAGAUGGUCGAUGCGAGCGCUGCUCCUCCAGAGCCGGACCAGAUUGCAAAGAAGAAGGAGGAGAGUGAGUCUAAGGAUAAAAAGAAGAAAGACAAAAAGAAGAUCAAAAAAUCCGAUGAGAAAGCGGAUAAGGACAAGACUACCAAAGAGGUGAAAGAGAAGGUUGAGAGGAAGAAAGACGAGAACACGAAGAGCAAGAAGGAUAAGAAGAGUAAGGAGGAAAAGCAGGAGAAAAAUGAGAAGACGAAUGGCAACGAAAAGGAGAAGCCUAAGGAGAAGAAAGAUAAGAAGAGCAAGAAAGAAAAGAAAACGGAGACCAAGGCUAGUAAGGAGGAGUCUAAGGACAAGAAGUCUCAAUCCAAGAAGGCCCAGCCCUCCGAGGCCAUGGAGGAAGCCCCUAAGCCAGAGACCACCGCACCAGCCCUGGCUACUCAGAUUGCCAAUGUGGCUGCGAACUGGAACGUCCAAGGCCUCCUCGGCGGCGCCCAGCGCCAGCUGAAGUUCAUGAGACUCCUAGGCGCGAGCAAGGCUGGUGUCUCUACUGACAAUACCCCCGCUGCUAACAUUUCGCGUCCUCGACUUGACAUGGGCCAGGUCUCGAACGAGCUGGAGAAGCAGUUCAACACGAGCGUCCGGAUGAAGUACGAGACUGGCGGUCAACGCCGUGGCUUGGGUGCUUAG